Owenia fusiformis is the source of this 278-nucleotide messenger RNA. NCBI's taxonomy places the organism in Eukaryota, Metazoa, Annelida, Polychaeta, Sabellida, Oweniidae. The record is from the annotation of a GenBank genome assembly.
AUGGAUUCAGAUGGCUACGUGAGUAUGGUUGGAAGAAUCAAGGACCAGAUAUGUACAGUGAAUACGGAUAAGGUAUACGCCGCAGAAGUCGAGGCCAUCAUCAUGAAGCAUCCAUCAAUAGAAGACGUUGCAGUUGUUGGGGUAGUAGAUCCCGGUGGAAGAGGAGAGGAAAUAUGCGCAAUGGUAAAGAUCAAGCAAAACUUGAAUCUAACAACUGAAGAAAUAUACAAAUUCUUGGCUGAUAACGACUGGGAGAAUUUCCAAACACCAAGUCACAU